Molecule: messenger RNA, 1400 nt
Organism: Taeniopygia guttata (zebra finch)
Lineage: Eukaryota; Metazoa; Chordata; Aves; Passeriformes; Estrildidae
Gene: PP2D1
Product: protein phosphatase 2C like domain containing 1
Source: RefSeq, a predicted model, not a curated record
AUGUCACCAGGAGUGCAGGAGGCGCAGUUACGUUAUCACCACCCGUCUUCUACCUUCUGCCGCAGCUUUCUUUGUGGGCCCCCAAACUCUCACAUCCCUCACCUCCUGUGCCAAGGCCGGCAGGCUCGUCGUCCCCACUCGAUGUUUCCCAGCCUCUGCCCCACGCAGGCCCUUGGGGGACAGCAAACUGCUACUUCUGCCUCACCGAGACUGACCCAAGGAAGAGCUGCAAAAUAUCUGGAGUGCAGCACCCACCCAGCAGAGGCUGGCUCUGACUGUGCUGUGGGAAAUGAGCUGCACAGCACAGUCACACUGCACCAGGCAAAUGCUAAUGCCUCACUGGCCAUCCAGGGCGGCUCCUUGACAGAUGCUGGCGGCAUCAGGCACCCUGCAGCUCAGGCACAGACAGUCCUGGCCGUGCUGAGAGUCUCUGUCAUGGUUGCUGUAUGUGGGCGUGGUGCAUUCACAGUUUUCCAGAGGAGGUGCUGCUGUUGGAACUGUGCUGAACGUGUGGAGGCAAUGAAGCCACGUCCUGGUGUCACAGUACCUAAAUUCUACAUUGCUAAAUUCUCUGAGACACAUAGGCAGAAGAUUAAUUCCUCACUUGAAUUCCUUGUGGAUAAUCCCACUCCCAUGCCAUUUUGUGAUCUUGCCAAUAUCAACAAUCCUGGUACUUUUAAGAAAGUAAAUAAUUCUUUAAUAAAAACAUUACUGAUUUGCUAAGAUAAAAAUUCCACAUGGAAGAGAGACAUGGAAGACAGGUUUAUUGUGCUGGACAACCAUGAAAGUAGGUCAGAUACAUGCUUUCUGGAGAUUCUUGAUGGCUGUCACAGUGUCACAGCUACUGAAACAAAGCUUCCACUUUUAUUGUUUAAACAGCUUUCUCACACAGAUUCCUUCCACAAAAGUAAAAAUGACAAAGAGCAAAUUCUAUAUUUUUUUGCCAGACUAAUCAAGGCUGAUUACUGGGAAAAAGAGAAACCAGGCAAUGAGGAGACCAACAAGACCACUAUUAUGAAAGUGUAUGCUCAGUCCUUUUGGAGAAUGCAGAUUUUUCAGCUGAUAAGGAAUGUAAGGAAUGAGGUUUCCAAAGUUCACUGGAAUGGAAGGUGUUGCUGGGCUAAUGCACGUUGCUAUUAUAGGUAAGUAUAUUCCACACCAGGAUUUUUUUCUCUUAAUCCAAUUAAGUUAAAAAAAAAAAAAACCAAUCACAAAAGUAAGCAUAAAUUAAUCUAUAGAUUUGUUGGCAGUUGGUAUCUAGAGAUAAAAAGCAGCAAUUCCUUUAGCUUGACAAUGUGAAGGAGACAUGAUAAAUUCCCUCACAACUGAAACUGCUAUUGGACAAUUCAAACCAUGACAAGUAUUCAGCUUAUUAGAUAAGCAGCCUGAGCACAAUAUUU